Molecule: messenger RNA, 2706 nt
Organism: Trichophyton benhamiae CBS 112371
Lineage: Eukaryota; Fungi; Ascomycota; Eurotiomycetes; Onygenales; Arthrodermataceae
Exons: 1
Coding region: 1-2706 (901 amino acids)
Source: RefSeq, a predicted model, not a curated record
AUGCUCGCGUCCGGUGGCCAUUUACACGGCCAGGUCGCCUUUACGUCGGUGCCUGCUCCGUCUGCCCGCAACGACUCGCAACUGCCUACCAAAGAGGUGGCCGAGUAUGAAAAGAUAUUGAACAUCCGCGACCAGAUCUUUGCUGGCACUCAUCCUAGGCUGAAAGUCCCGGAGAGUGUGAUUCGCAAAGUUCCUCCGCGGACCGUUGGGCAGACGUCGCCGUCGUCGACUUCCGCGUCUGUCGUCGCCCCCAGUUCUCAAGCUUCGGCUUCGGAACCAGGACCCCCUUCUUCUCUUCCUCCGGCACACCAUGCUGCUCAAGGGACGGUCACAUCUACUUCCUGGCCUCAGCCGGCGACUACUACUGUGAGCGGAGACACUGACUCCCCCGUCACAGGCGCGUCGACUCCGAAGCCAACAUCAGAAAUAGACCCUAUCUUCCUGACAAAAUCAGAUGAUCUCAUCCGAGCAGAGACUCAAUUGCAACGGCAGCGGAUUGAACGUGCACUGCGAGAUUAUGCAGAGCAGAAGAGGGUAGAGGAGAGGCAGAAGCCGCCGUUACAGGAGCUAAAGCCUGACUUUGACGUCUCGGAUGUUUUCAACAAGGCGUUGGAGAUAGUGAAACCGCUUUCCCCUCCUUACGAUCAAGAUGAUAACACUGGUAUUGAUGGUGAUGGUGAUCGGGCUAAUAAUGGCAAUGCAGCCAGUGAUUCCUUCGACGAGAAUUCCUACUACUCGAGCAGAGCUCCCGAUUCGCCGCAAAACGAGGAAUACGAUGAAGAAAUGGCACCUGCGCCGCCGCUGGCUGGGAAUAUGGAUACAGACGAGAGUGACGAGACUGUUAUCGUAGAUCGUGCCGGUGUCCAUGAGCCUGAGCAUGUUUCUGCUUCUGGUAAUCACCAUCUGCUUGAUCAGCAUGCUAACAUUGACGAUGAUGCAAGAAGGGACCUGGAGAAUAUUCACCCAUGGACUGAGGAUAAUGAAAAUCAUUACUCCCCGCCAGAGCCGUAUGAGGAGCCAGAAUAUUCCCCGCCAGGCCCUGACCUAAUGGUUAAUGGGCGACAAGACUUACUAGAGCCCAGCUAUCUUAGCCCAUCAAGUAGACGGCAACCCCUUCCCAUUCAACAACCUCCAGACCAACCGUCUCCAGCUCCUAAGAAUUUACGGGUGGUGAGAAACCAUAUCACGUCUCCAGCAGCACCCCAGCCUUCCCGUGUCUCGCCUCUUGCCGUUACAAGGGUCUCCUCAAUAACGCAGCCCCGUCAAGGUCGACAAAGUAGACAGUCUGUGAAGGCACCUGUUGAUCAAGGCUCUGCACGUACUAGUCCAGAGACCGGCCAUCCUCAGCAGUUAAUGUCACGGAAACGUCGUCGCAUUCAGCAAGCUCAAGACAAGAAGAAACUCGCGGAAGAGAGAAGAGCCGCUGCAUCUCCUGAUAUGCCAUAUAUUAAACCAGAGCCAGUCUCUCCCCCGCCAUUCAUAGAUGCUCCUCCAGCAGUGUCCCAUUAUCCUAGGAGCCGGUUAGCUCAGGAAGUGCCGACUGAUGUUGAUUAUGUGUCUCGUCACGACGACCAUGUUAUAGCUGGUCGUGUUCCGGCGUAUGAUGAUGGGCAUGGUAGGAACUAUGAAUUGGACAGUCCAAUUGAGCUACAUACCCCUCGAACAACUUCGAGAAUAGGAUAUAGACGCCCUAUUCGGGAUGAGCAUGACCUACGACGAGUGGCUAGUUUACAACAUGCUCGACAGGCAGAGUAUGUUCAAGAGUAUUCGGAGCCGAUCGCCGAGAUAUCUCCACGCCACGGGCGAGCUGUAUCCUACGUUGAGCCCAUUCACUCGGAGCGGCCUAGGUACCACGAAGAGAGCCAACCGGCACAAUAUACCACCACCAGAAGAUACAUGACCAGGCCACUCUCGCCCCAGUACCGUGAAAGUUAUGCCCCAGUUCGCGUCUCUGAGUCCCGUGUCAUGGGCCCUCCUCCGUCGCAAAGACGCAUCGUAGUUGAUGCGGAAGGUAAUAGGUUCUACGAGUCAAUUGAUGCACCGCGUGCUAUGCCUCCAGUAUCAGUGCGGCCGCCCAGAGUCGAGGCCUAUGACGGAGUCAGUCAUGCCCCUACUCGGUCUAUGUCGAUAGUUGAUGAUCACUACCGAGACCGUAGGUACAUUCAGGAAAUGCCACCUCCUGAGAUUACCUACCGUCGUAAUGCUGGUCCCGGUGCAGGCCCUGGCUCAAGCUAUACUACAGGCAACGAACUUGGUGAUCCUCGAUACUAUGACAGCGAAGCCGCGGACCGUGGAUCAGCGAUGCGUAGCGCCAGUGUACAAGUGAUAGACUAUCCAUCGCGCCAACCACAACACCUCCGCCAGCCUCAACCAUCAUUCGUCGACGAGUCUCACUUUCCUCAUGAGGAGAUCGUACGUGUGGCUAGCGUGCGCCCUCCACCUGUUGGCGUACCUCGAUAUGAGGAGCAUCACGAAAUUCGGCCUCGCAUGACAAGUGUGCGACCUAUGCGACGUGAAAUGAGUGUCUACGUUGAGGAUGAAGCCGGUCAUGCUAGGGAAUACCCUCCCGUAGAGCGAUAUAAUGGGGCCCCCAGCUACACUGCACGACCAAUGAGAGAAGAACGCUUCUACGAAAGCGCUGGUCCAGCUAGAAUCGAGCAUGACGAGGGCUCUGAGGUCAUUCGACGAGUAUCUCGACGAUAUUGA